CAUCCCUUGUAUUUGUUUUCCAAAUGAAUUAAAUUAUCCUUAUAUAGUAUUGCUUCUAGUGUCACCAAGUAUACUGCCAUGUAGCUACAGUGACACAAUUCCAAUAAUACUUGAGGAGACAAAAGUCCAGUGUGUUAUCUAAAACAAAAGCUGCUUACAGUCAUCUGCCAUUAGCUAGGAGCAUGGCUGACUGGCUAAACACAAAAGUUAGCCAAUCAUAGGUGCAUCCUCAGUGAAUGUUGUUUCAGCUGUAGCCAUGGAAAUAUGACACUCAACUGUGUUCGGUCACCAGAAGACUGAGAAGAGAUUGAGAGGAGACUCAUCAUGGGCUAAUGGGUGAUUCUCGCGAAAUUAGACUUAUGAGGUGUCAUGAAACAUUUUGAUAAUAAAAGUAAAUGCUAUCAAAAUAAGAAGGAUACAGUUAUAAACAUCUCUUCAUCUACUAUUUUGCACAUGAUUUCAAAUUACAUAAUAAAUACCAAUUUAUUAAUUUUUUUCACAUUUAAGGGAAAAUUUCUCAUUACCGCAACGUGUCCAUGACUGGAUUUGGGUUCUUUGAGGUGGAAUAUUUUAUAAUUAAAAAAUAUAAAAAAUAAAAAGCUUCAGUGCAUGUUGUACUAUAAACAUUUACAGUAAAUAAACAUGUGGUAUUUUGUGAUCAUUGGUAAAUGUAAUAAAAAUAAUAAGGAAUAUAAAUGUGUCCAAGACCAAUUUUCUCAUCCUCCGCAACAAUUUUCAAUCAUUGUUUAAGUCCUCAAGGAACUAACAUUUUCAAGGAGUUUUGCUGGAAGGGACAUAAUUGACUGUGACACUCAAGAUGGCUACCAGGUAAGCAGUUCUUAUUUUUUUUCUCCAGAUAAAAGUUAAAAUGUUGCUUGUCAAAGUACCUACACAACUUUUUAGUUCUCAUUACCGAAACAUGAGUUUGUGAAGUUUUAAAAAAUGUUGCCGUUUUAAUUUUUUGAUUGCUAUAUACCCCAUUAUGGUCUAAGUAUAAAAAGAGAGGGAAAGUUUAGCUAACCCUCAUUAAUCUUCAACAGUAAGCAAAAAUGUUUAAGGUCGCUCAUCCUCCGCAACACCAUUAUCAUUCACCGCAACAAUUGAAGGCCUGUUGCGGUAGAGAUACUCAAUGUUUCAGUAAUGAGAAAAAGACUUAUGAAGGAGGAAUGUGCACUAUAACUCUAAGCUAAUAAGCUAAUUUCAAUAUAACUUGAUAUUUGCCUUAACUUCUUGAACAGAUUGCACAAACAAAAUAGCUAUUACAACCCCCCCAGCAGGGCUCACAAAUUUUUCAUUUUUAUGAAGUGCAUCCACAAAAAGGACUGUGAAUGCAGUAUAGGCCACCUACUAUAAAUGUAAUAUUAUUAAAUUUUAUUAUUAAAUUUUUUACUGUAAAACAAUGUAUUUCUAUGUCUUUUUUUAUGAAAUGUUACAUUCAAUCAAGAUGGAUAUUGUAUAUUUUGUUACAGGCAAGCAUCAGUUGAAAAGAAAAGGGCAUCAGCGAAAGAAAGGCUUGCAAAGCAUAGGGAAAAAAUAUAUAGUAAUCCAGUGUUACUUGAGGAGUACAGAAGAAAGGAGAGAGAAAGGUAUCGGAAACGUAAAGAAAAUGGUAAAAUUAAGACUACUCAAGACCUCACAAGUAGACAGCAUGAGAGAAAAAAAAAAAUGUGGAAGAAAAAUUCUGCAAAAUAUUACAGAAAAAAAAAGCAAGAGCAAGCACUUCUAGAUCUAACCCCAACAUCUUCAUUUUCUGAGACAGAAAAUUCCUUUGGAAAUGAAGAAAAUAACAGACAGGAACACGACACAAAUAAUGAAAGUCUGAACAGAACACCAGCAAAAGAAAGUUUAGACCUGAAAGGGCCAAUUGAGGCAUCAACCCCACAGAGAACACGGCCAGUCAUUAAAAAAAGAGAGCGGGCAUCAAGGACUGUGGCCAAAUUAAGAGCAAAACUAAGGUAUGUUGAAGAGAAACUUAGGGCAAAGAAAACACAACUGCUGACACUAAACAGAAAAAUUAGAAGGCUGGCGGCUAAUAGAACAAAAAGUGCAAUGCUACCAGCAAAUAUUUCACAGAGGGUCAGUAUCAGAGAGGCUAAAAAGGGACUGAUGAUCAAUAGCAGGCGCAAACAACUUGACAAGAUUGUGAGCAUGUUCCUACAUCGGGAUGAUGUCUCAACUAUCAUAAAUGGCAAGUCUGGAGAGAUUCGUCGCAAGGGACAAAUUUAUAGAAAAAGAGCACUCACAGACACCAUGGCAAAACUCCAUCAACGCUUCCUUGUUGAACAUCCUGAGCAAACAGUGUCCAAAGCUCAGUUCUUUAGAUUGAGGCCAUUUUGGAUUAUUAGGCCUAAAGUUAAAGACAGAGAGACGUGUGCAUGUAAAAUGCACGAGAACAUUGGCUUUAAAUUAAAAAGAAUGCAACAACUGGGUAUCAUUGAAACAUCAAGCCCAGAGGAUCUUGUGCAGUCCAGUGUGUGUGACACUGGCAACAUGUCCUGCAUGUACGGCAGAUGUCAAAAAUGCAUUGAAAAGACCUUUCCCACAUCCUUAGAUCCUCUCACUCAGGGGAACACGGUCAUCUGGCAAGAGUGGGUCACAAGGUCUGUCACUGUAACAAAGACCCUCAAGGAUGGAUCUACAGAAGAAAGGCAGACAAAGAAAACGGUCCUCGAAAAACGUACCUCAUCCAUUGAGCGGUUGCUGGCCCUAACAACAGAACACCUUCCAGGUUUUGCCAUUCACAUGUUUAAUGUCAAGAACCAAUAUUUGUCAUUGAAAGCAAUGAAAGAUACCCUGACAGAUGAUGCUGUUGCUGUGCAUGUAGAUUACAGCGAAAAUUACAGCUGCAAAUAUGCCAAAGAAAUCAAGGACACCCAUUUUGGAACUGGGAAUGAUCAGGUAACCCUCCACACCGGGGUACUCUAUCUCAGUAGGGGCAGAGUGGAAGCCUUUGCAUCCCUCUCAUCAUCUCUACAGCACGAUGCAGUGGCAACCUGGGCUCAUCUUGACCCAGUGCUGAGAUACAUACGAGGAAAGUAUCCUGAAGUCCACAACCUACAUUUCAUUUCAGAUGGCCCAACUUCCCAGUAUAGAAACAAAACAUCUUUCUAUCUAGCCUCCACUGUGCCCUUUAUGCAUGGAUUUGAAUGGGUGACCUGGAACUAUACUGAGGCAUCACAUGGCAAAGGUGCACCAGAUGGAGUUGGUGGGGCCUUGAAGAAUCUUGCGGACAGAAUUGUUUCUUAUGGGACCAGUAUUCCUGAUGCAGACUCUCUGUAUGAGCAGCUGAAGAACAAUUCAUCAGUGACUCUGUACAAAGUAUCAGAGGAGAAAAUAAAGGCCAGCCGCGAAUUGGUUCCCCCCAACCUGAAAGCAGUUCCUGGGACACUGAAAAUACACCAACUGACAUCCACAAAACCAGGAGUCAUAAAUACACGGGAGGUGUCAUGCUUUUGUGGAAAAAAUUGCCAGUGCUUUUCUACAAAUUGCCACAUGUUCUCUGAGGAAAGAGAUGAGGACCCUGACAGAACAGAGGCCACCAUAGAGGUUGGACAGUGGGUCCUGGUUGAAUACGAUGGUGACUUGUUCCCUGGUACAGUCACACAGAUUGCUGAAGGGCAGUAUGAAGUCGACACCAUGAAUUGUGCAGGGGAGAACCGCUUCUAUGUACCAAGCAUCAGAUUUCCAGGAGAAAGGGUCUGGUACUAUCGUCAGGACAUACGGGACAUAAUCCCAGAACCACUUCCUGUCACCUCCUCUGCUAGACAUUUCUGCAUUUUACCUGACAUAUGGGCAAAACACAAGAAAUGCUCAUGAAUGAGUUACAGUUUAGGGAAAACGUGAUUGGUACAGAGCAGUCAUUCCAGUUGUUUGUUCUAGUUGUUUGACCAACUCAAAUCGAGUUGCUGCUAUUCAAGUUCUUCACAUUAAAUUAUUCUCAGAAAAAGUUUGUGUGGUUCAAUGUCAGGACCAAAUUGUUUUAGCUAAACUAAAUUCUUUUUACAAGAGCACAUGAUGCUGUUAAAUUUAAAUGUUUCUCAGGACCACAUGAUGAUAUGUUACAUUGAAAUAGUUCUCAUCACAUGGUUGUAUGUUUAACUAGAAUGAUAAAAUGUAUACUAAUGGUUGUAUCAUUGUUAGUACUACAGUGUAGGCUACAUGACAUGAUUCUUAAGAAGAGCACAAGAUUGUAACUUGUUAACACAAGUCAUGGUAUUGUGAUGAUUACAAUAAAUGAGAAAAUGAAACACUGUUUAUGAAAUAAAUGUUCUUUUAAAAAUUGUAUGAGUUUUAAAUAUGUAAUAUAGGGUUAGGCAUCAAACCCCUUUGUCAACAGUCAAUGUUUGAGCUAAAUAUCAUUUCCGAAACAUUGAUCCUCAUUACCGAAAUGACAUUUUCAUUACCGCAACAUGUAUAUUUUUUACAAAUUAAGCAAUAAUUAGAUCAUCAUAAUUUGUUUUAAAAUGCAUAUACAUAUUAUACAACACUGCUUAUUUAAAGUCUGCUACAUGACAAAUGUGUAUGGUAUCUUUUAGUAAAAUAAUUAAAUAAAAGAAAUUGUAAGUCAUCGCGCAUGUUUCGGUAAUGAGAGAAAAUAAGGAAAUUACAAAAAAUAAUAAAUAUGAAAAAGUAAUAUCUCCAGAGUUUAACAUAGCUUUGAGCAUGAGUAAUAAGGGUCUACUUUAACAUUAGCCAAAAAUACACAUUUUUAACCAUAUAUUUAAUGUAAUGUCAUGUUGCGGUAAUGAUAAUUUUUUAUGGACUUCAUCUAAAAAAUUAAAAAAUUAUAUAGGAAAUAUUUUUUUAAAUCUUCUAAAAAUAAUGGUUAUAGUAAGUUCAGACCUCAAUCUUAUAUGUGCAAAAAGAAAAUUGGCUUCAAGGGCAUUUUAAAAAUUCUGAUGCUAGACACCUGCUAUAUCUGGAUUUCAUGAGAAUCACCCUAAUGUGUACACACGGCACACUUGUUUUUAACAAUGCUUCCCCAGCCUGGUCUCUCUGUGAUUCAAAGCAAAGUUCUUAGCGAUGCAAUGAAGACACAGGGCAGGUUUAUUCCCACAGGGCAGGAUUUCGCUUUCUGUAACAUGUAGUCAAGUAACAGACUUUUUAAGACCUUUUUAAGACCAAAUAAAAAAUAAAUAAAGGAAUAAAUUGAACCGAAUACAAUACAAUAAUUCAAAAUAGUCUUUAAAUGUAAAUAUAGCAGCUUGUAUAUCUUGUUGAUAUUGGAAAAAUGAUCAACCAAUCUCUAUUUUUUAUUCAUAUUUCUUUGUUUUCAUUUAUUUGUUCAAGGUUUGAAUAUCUCUGCUCCCUACCAAUAGUAGUUUUCCAGCGCAAAUGUCUAAAGAUCCUUAAAUUAUAUGCAUUUACUUGAGACACAAAAUAACAAAAUAGUAAGUUUUGUUUAUGAAAAAUUCAUCAAAAUGAACUGUUUGAUUAAAACAUUAACAAAAAUCUGCCGCAGAAAAACAAAUUCAGCUUAAUUUUCAAAUGCUUGUUCUUUUUUUUUUUUUUUUUUUUACACAUUAACUCUCUCAAUCUUGAUUGAAGGAUUUUUGUAUUGGAAAACAAAACAAAAAUACUAAGGAAGAUAUUCUUCUGCUUUUUUUGCAGCACAUAUAAUGACAAGCCUACGUUUCUGAUCCAAUAUAUUUUUAGGCCUUAAUUUGUGGAAGGGCUACUUAAGACUUAAGUCCAAGAACAUAUAUUUCAAAGUGUCAAAGAACAUUUCGUUAUAUUUAUCUUAUUUUUAUUCAUUUAUUAGACACUCCAAUAUAUUUUAAGUAACACAGCGAGAGCGUUUGUUAUGUCAUGUUUUAAAUCAAGUUCCCACUUGUAAAGUGGGGAAGAACAAACAGCAGUAUAGAACUGACAUUAGACAGACCACGAUUCUAACAAGCCAGGAUUACACAAUUAUAAGAGCUUCGUGCAAGCAAAACGAAUGGGGGACAUAAAAUAACUAAAAUAUACAAAGUUUUAGCCAAGAAUAAUCACUGUCAGCUUUCUGAAAGGAGAACACCUACUGUGACCUGCAAAUUUACAACACACACAUACUAAAAAACUAAUGGAAACAAUGUGGACUUGAUUUCAUCCAUCAGGAAUUAAUCGUAGGUGAAAAGUGGGUGUUAUGCACUAAAAUGGAGCCAAACCAAAUGUGAGUUUACUAAAACAAAUGUCUAAACUGCUAUUUGGCUAGCAAAUAAAUAACAAAUAGCCUGUGUGAUGUCAGUGGACAAUUACAAGCACAAUAAAUUGUUCACAAUAAGACCAGGCACAAACAUUUAGAAAUCAAUUUAGAUUUCUUUUUAAGCUAUAAAAAUAUGCUUAAAUUAAAUUCAAAAUAUGCGUUAAAGUAUGUUAAGAGACCGACAACAUGUAUAAGCCCACUGGCAGGAUUUGUAAAAACUAAAAGACCGAACACGACUUAA
Messenger RNA from Carassius auratus (goldfish), 6425 nucleotides. RefSeq lists its product as uncharacterized. The transcript is spliced from 4 exons. Lineage: Eukaryota; Metazoa; Chordata; Actinopteri; Cypriniformes; Cyprinidae. The record is from RefSeq and is a predicted model, not a curated record. Bases 1666 to 3816 code for a protein of 716 amino acids.